Durusdinium trenchii is the source of this 399-nucleotide messenger RNA. NCBI's taxonomy places the organism in Eukaryota, Dinophyceae, Suessiales, Symbiodiniaceae. The record is from the annotation of a GenBank genome assembly.
AUGGAGAAGAUCUGGUCCCACUGUUGGUACAACGAGCUUCGGGUGAACCCUGAGGAGCACCCUGUGCUGCUCACCGAGGCACCCUUGAACCCCAAGGCCAACCGGGAGCGAAUGACGCAGAUCAUGUUCGAGACCUUCAACGUGCCCGCCAUGUAUGUGUCCAUCCAGGCCGUCUUGUCGCUCUACUCCUCCGGCCGCACUACGGGCAUCGUGCUGGACAGCGGCGACGGUGUCUCUCACACGGUGCCCAUCUACGAAGGCUACUCACUGCCGCACGCGGUGGCACGGCUGGACUUGGCCGGUCGCGACCUCACGGAGUAUCUGAUGGUGAUCAUGAUGGCGGGGUUUGGGCAAGAGAAAACAGCGGAUGAGUUAGCUUCGGCGUCAUUUAGAAUCUAG